Trichoderma gamsii is the source of this 1377-nucleotide messenger RNA. RefSeq lists its product as hypothetical. The record is from RefSeq and is a predicted model, not a curated record. The coding region runs from base 1 to 1377 and encodes 458 amino acids. Gene Ontology annotation, molecular function: iron ion binding; heme binding; oxidoreductase activity, acting on paired donors, with incorporation or reduction of molecular oxygen. The transcript is spliced from 2 exons. Lineage: Eukaryota; Fungi; Ascomycota; Sordariomycetes; Hypocreales; Hypocreaceae.
AUGAUUGAGAAUUACUCCGUAUGGCUGCUCUUGUUUGGAGCUUUCGCUUGGUUGCUCCUACGUUUUUCGAAUAGAGCGACUGCGACACACAAGGCGCAGAAAGUCGCAGAUGGUCGCUUAAAUGGCGAUGUUGAUCCUCUUGAUGAGGCACUGGACGCCAUGCACAACUUCUCAGCUGCCGCCCGGGCUUCCACAGCUGGGGCUGCUACUCUAAGGACAGUCUUUCGGAUCAACAACCCUUUCUCAAACGGCUCGGAGGACUUGCGCAAGGCUUACCGACAAGCUCUCACCAAGACAUUUGCCAAAACGGACGGCGACGCUUGGGAUGCCAUUGCACGCGCUGUAUCUGUCUCCGUCCGGAACAUGAUUCUGUCUGAAACUGGUCCUGAUGGCAGUACCAUCUUGAGGGCGAACAUUAUGGAGAUUAGCCGUACCGCAAGCAUGGUGGCCGUGCUCAGAGCACUUUUCAACAUUGACAAUGUCCCAGGACCUACGCUUGCAUACAUCUGUUCCGAGAUUCACCGACUCGGUGUUUGGAAAAAGAAUAUGGACAUGGCCUCAUCUAAUCCAUGCGCGGUUCCCCAGGUCUUUGUGCAGAAUAUGAACCGCCUGGUAAGCUGUCUUCGUGACGUCUUCUCAGAGGCCAAGGAGAAAAACGAUCUAGCACGGCUGCUACUCUGCUCCGUAUCUGGAACUCCUGAGGCUUUCAACCCCCUCGACCUGAUUAUUCCUGCCUUUGAGGCGCCCUGGCGAGCAGUUCUCUAUUCACUGCUAGCUGUACUGCAAGACCGUCCAUCAGCGGUCGACGAGCUGCUGUCUCUCCGCGACUGCCCAGCCCGUCAGCGGCCCUCACCGCAGGCCAAGGCGGUUGUCUAUGAGUCUUUGCGCCUCUAUCCGCCUGUUCGAAGGAUGCGGGUGAGCCAAAAGGCCAAGGCCCUGCAAGUAUUCAGCACUGGCGGUAUCUCUGAUGUUGACCGAACUAUCGACGCCGAAGCCAUCCUUCGAGAUCCAAAGUACUGGGGCCCCACAGCGGCUGAAUGGAAGCCAACACGAUUCCUACGUACAGAUGGAGAAAUUGAUAGCUCGAUACUCAGCCCAAACAUGGCUUGGAUACCGUUUGCCGCUGGAGGAAUGAAGUGCCCGUCAGCAGGGGGGUUCUCUAUUCGUCUGACUGCAGUCGUUGCUGGAGAAGUGCUACGACAGCUGUUCCCGCGCCAUGGCCAGAUGCAGUGGCAUCUAGAAGGUCCGCAGUGGGAUUUAUCUUCAGCAUCAGGUCGCCUCCUUCGACCUGGAAGAGACGAGUAUACGCAUGUUGAUGUGGUUACGCGGAGUGACAGGCUGCAGGCUGCAGGCACCAGACAUGUAGGCACUGAUUAG